UCUAAGUCAACACAUUUGUUGUUGAAUCAAUAAAAACAUGUCUCUUCACAUCUUUAUAGCUGUUAAGAUUUUUUAUUCUUUUAAUUACAAAAUUACCAAUUUAUAUUAUUGUCUUUGGGCUGUCAGUGCCUCACAAUACUCAAACAUCAUCGUACUAUGGGCGAACCGUCAAUUACGUCCUUGUACUUUAGAAACACUCAAUUGAGCCCGUCAACUCUUCAAAAACAUUCAAUUAAGGCUUUGUAACCGGGUGUCUCCCGGUUUGCCUGUUGCCCACUGAUCUCGCAGCUUACGUGGAGGUCAUUUACCUCUCUAGUAAGCUGAGUUAAUAUUUUUUAAACACCUCAGCCACCUACUCUAUCCUUCCCCAACACUGCUCCGUAGCCCUAAGCCCCUAACCACCUUUAUUCGAAGGUCUGUGAAGAAGGGAAGCCGCCAUCGCUGGUAAACAGAGUACAAAGAACAAUAUAAGAAGGGUGAGGAGAUGAGGGUGCAGCUAAAUCUCGGUAAAAGAAGUGGAAUUUUAUGUUGUUGGGUGGAUUGUUGCCUUGUUGGUGACUACCCUUCUUUCAUUAGCUUUUAGAAAGCAGAGGAAACUGACCGGAAAAGUCGACGGCGGAGAUGACUAUCCUUACACCAGGCACCAGCUACUAAUAUUCUCUCUCUCCCCACAAAAUCAGUUUUCCACCUUCAAUCUUUAUCUCCAUCGGAAGCACAAAGUUGGGUGGAAACUCCCUGGUAUCUUCUUUCUUUGUUUGAGUGGAUGAAAUUGGAUUAGUUGUAAAUCUGCUCUCUAUUUCGUAACCUCCUUAUUCUCUGUCUCUAGCUCUACGGAGUACGGACCAAAUUUCUUAAACGCGGAAGGGCUAUGGUCGGAGCAUGUUGGGGAAAGAAAGGAGCUGAUGUGUUCAAAAGUAUAAGGGCUCUGCUGGAACUCGAAGGUGGAGGGCAUCUGCAACGACGUGCCGAUGCUCUGCGGGUCUUUUUUUGCAGAGCAGCCAACGAACUGCCGGAUGGCUUGCACGGACUUGGGAAUUGGAAUGGAGAUUGACAGGGAUGUGAAGAGGGAGAAAGGGAAGGGGCUUGUGAGGGAAUUGAUUGAGGGGGGAAAGGGGAGGGAGAUGAGGAAGAAAGUCAUGGAAUGGAACAAGAUGGCUGAAGAUGCUGCUGUGUUUCAAACUGUUCAUCUCCGCCGCCGGGCUAUGGAGAUGUUGGUGAAGGAACCGAAGGAUAGGGAAGGAUGGGAAAGGAUAGGGAAAAGGAAAGAGACUGAUGUGUUAAAAAAUAUUGACUGAGUGUAUUAGAUGACCUCCACGUAAGCGUUCAGCUCAGCGAGCAAUAGGCAAACCGGGAGACAACCGGUAAUAUAGACUUAAUUGAGUGUUUUCGGAGACUUGACGGGCUCAAUUGAUUGUUUCCAAAGUACAGGGCGUAAUUGAAGAUUCGCGUAUAGUACGAGGGCGUAAUUAACAGUUUUCCCUAUACAUAUAUUUAAGAGUAGAUGAAACCCCAUUUUUUAGUUGGAUGGUGUUCUAAAAAAUGAGGUCAUAUUUAGUGGGAAAUGCUUGACAUGGUAAAAAUACGGGAUAUUUUUGGGGAUUUCUCAAAUAGCGGGAUUUGGGCUGUCAAAUCCUAAAUGUAUAUUAAUUCCGCGUUGGUCUUAGUUAUCUAGUCAUGGCCAAUGCUCUUUAGACAUUUUGAAAGCCACGUGUACAUUUAGCCUUUAGGUAAU
Molecule: messenger RNA, 1732 nt
Organism: Cuscuta epithymum
Lineage: Eukaryota; Viridiplantae; Streptophyta; Magnoliopsida; Solanales; Convolvulaceae
Source: the annotation of a GenBank genome assembly